Molecule: messenger RNA, 723 nt
Organism: Funneliformis mosseae
Lineage: Eukaryota; Fungi; Glomeromycota; Glomeromycetes; Glomerales; Glomeraceae
Source: the annotation of a GenBank genome assembly
AUGAUAGGUGUCGAAUUCGCUAUUGAGCAGGCAAAUCCUCCAUCUUUCUUUUUAAUUAAAAAAUGGAAGAGAAUCAGCGAAACUGAAGCAAUACCUUUAGCAACUUAUUAUAUAAUUCGAGGAAUUAUAUAUCAAGCACCAGAUUUACAUACGAUAAUUGGACGAAGAAUUUAUUCCAGUUUAUAUCACCUUCAUAAUGUUUUCAAUAAUAUUCGUGAACACGUAAAUUUUCAUCCUGCAACUGGUUACACCUGGAAAAGUAAUGAAGAUGACAGCCAUGCGACUUUAGGAAAUUCAAGAACCGCACCUUUAGUAGAUAAAGGCUUGAAUGAAUUUCGUCAAGCAGCCGAUAUAGCAUAUUAUUCUGUUACACGCAGAUUAUUUGAGGAACAAGAAAGAAAUAUUGCUAGUGUUCAAGAAGACAAUGAACGAGAGCGUGAACGAAUGAAUGAAGCUCUAUUACUUCAACAAACUGCUCUGGAAGAAGAAAAGACAGCCGACGAAUCAUCGGAAGGGCAUACUACAAAAAAGAAAGAUGUUAAAAAAAAGAAACGGAAGAGGGCAAGAAUAUCUGAUGAAUCAAAGACCGGAACAAAAAAGAAGAAAAGGAAACAUGAAAAGAAAUUUCACAAGUUAUCAGAUUCUGAUACAUCAGUGAAGGAUAUCUCACGAAAGAAUAGCAUUUCUGGAUCAACGCCCGGUGAUUCUUUUACGGAUUUUUAA